AUGGCCCGGCAGGCGUCGGACGACUCGGGCCGACCCGUCCGCGUCGGGCUGGCGCACACCCGACGCGGCGGACCUGUCCCGCGUGGCCGACCACGUACCUGGGAGCGACGCGGCGGCGCGGGACAGGGAACGCGCUGCGGCGGCACGGGAUCAAGUCACGUGCUGAACUGCGUGCGGCGCCGCGUGCCUGCGGACUACUUCGCGGGAGGGGACUUGGUGUACAAAAAGACGCGCGUGGCUCCACGACUCCCGCCGCCGAGGACCUCUCCCCGUCUCCUACGACGCCUUCGACUCCUCGAGACGCCCGCGGCGGCGCGGGGGGGAGGGGAGGGGGCGCGCUCUCGUCCACUGCGUCCGCGGCGCGUCGCGCUCCGCGGCCAUCGUCGUCGCCUACCUCAUGUGGCGCCACGCGAUCCCCUUCGACGCCGCGCUCCGCCGCGUCAAGGCGCGCGCGCCGCCGCCGACCCCAACCUCGGCUUCGCCGCGCAGCUGCGCGGCGCACAGCCCGCCCCGCGCCGCCAACUCCCCGGCUCCGCGCGCCGCGUCCUCCGCCUCGCGCCGCACUCGCCUGCGCCCCGCUCCACCUCGUCCCCAAACCGCGCUCGCCUCCUCCUCCUCCUCCGGCGCCUCCGCCGCGAGCCCCCUCGACCCCCGCGGCGCGUUCCCGUCCACGUCCCCGCCGCGGUCUACGUGGGCUCGGCGCGCUGCGAGCCCGCCCAUGGCGCGGCCGCCGCUAGGCUGCGCCCAGGUGGUGCGCUACGAGCGGUGGCGGGCCCCGUCGUCACCGUCGCGGAGGUGCGCCGGAGCCCCCGAUUUCUGGAGCGCCAUCCGCCGCCGAGCCCUCGUUCCCGACCACCUCCAAGCCGGGAAGCGAGGGUGGAGCUCUACGACCUCGACUUCGAGAUUCUUCCAUCACGCGCUCAAGUCCCCGAAUGA
Messenger RNA from Ananas comosus (pineapple), 936 nucleotides. RefSeq lists its product as uncharacterized. Lineage: Eukaryota; Viridiplantae; Streptophyta; Magnoliopsida; Poales; Bromeliaceae. Bases 1 to 936 code for a protein of 311 amino acids. The transcript has a single exon. The record is from RefSeq and is a predicted model, not a curated record.